AUGUUGGAAGAAUACCAGUGCCGUUGUUUGCUCGAUCAACUUGACCCAACAGACCAAGAGUUGCAAGAUUUAAUCGACGAAAAAGAGGCACGCAGGACAUUGGCUUUGCUUGAGAAGAAACAGGAAAACGCAAAGUCCCAAGCGAGGAAACCGAGAGCACCUACAAGGAGACCCCUGACCAUGAAAUCUCUCGGGAAGAACGUUCAAUUGGUCGUAGCACAGCCUUUUGAGAAUGCUUCUCGACAAAAGGGAGAAAAGUUCGCGGGAUCCCGUAACUUUGCUAAGAAGAAUUCCCGCGACCCUCGAGUGGAUAACCGAGGGAAUAACUGGACACCAAGGAACAAUACGCAGCAAUCUUCUCAGCAGCCCCUCGACAGUGGUCCUCAACCACCCCAACAAGUCCCUCCACCCGAUCCUACUAAGCAAAUUACUCACAAUAUGGGGGCAAUCUAUGGUGCAUCACUCGAGGCAUUUGUCCACACAGCGACGCUGGUUAUUGAAGACAUUAUAGGAAAUGUUCACAUGAGCCAAGUAUACGUCGAUAACGGCAGCGCAGUCAACAUCAUCUAUAGCAACUGUUUCAAGAAGAUGAACAUACAAAAUCCUGAUUGGCAUCCAACAACAUUACAACUAAUGGGCUUCUCUGGGCACACGAUUAUCCCCAGCGGAAUCGUAAGGCGUCCAAUCACAGAAGGGUCGCAUCCUCGAAUGGUAACCUUAACCAUGGAUUUUGCCAUAAUUGGUGCACCCUCGCCAUUUAACGUGAUUUUAGGACGGCCAUGGAUGUGCCAAGCUCGCACUAUUUGGUCUCCUUACCACUUGGUAAUGAAAUUUUCAACGGAGUAUGGGAUAGGGAUGUUACAAGGGUGCCAACACAGUUCUCGAGAAUGCCUCUUCACGGCAGUGAAAAUAGGGAAAAAGACAGUGAAUUCUGGAGUUACCACUGCCACAUCGGGAUGUUACUCAGUUCAGCAGGGGAUGCCAUCAGUCGAGGACGUAAGGAAGGAACAAGCCAUGGAUCUCAACCACCCUCAUCAACCGCCACUCAGUAGUAAAACGGAGGAGUUGAUCUUGGACAAAAAGGAACCUGGAAAAACAAUCCAACUUGGAAUAUCCAUAGAGCUAUGGACCUUGGCAUCCGUGCUUCUUGAUGAUCUCACCGAGAACAGGACUAUGGACCUUGGCAUCCGUGCUUCUUGCAAUGGAUUGAUUUGUGUGACUUACCAGUAUAGAACUGAUAAUGGUGAACCUAAAAUUGGGAUUGUGUUAUGGAAUCCAAGUCAACCAUACAUUCGAGGAAGGGAACAAGGAGGGCAGCACUAUGAUGAAGCUGAUUCGUAUGCAUUAGAGGCUCUUGACCUCCGAAACCACAAGUUUCAUCUUGUGCCUUCCCCUCCUUGUGUGGAACCCGAUUAUGCUUCAUCAUGGAUGAAAAAGGCCAGGGCGUUUGGGGUUUUGGAUGGCUGUCUUAGCUUCAUAUGCAUAUCCAGACAGGGGAAUAGUAAUGAUCUGUGGACAAUGAAGGAGUCCAUUGAGGAAGAGAAUCAGAGGAAAAACAAGGAGCCCGUGACAAUGUUUGUUGGUGAAUGUGAUAUGAGCCGGAUUGACGGUGGAUAUAUCUAUUGUGACAGCCUUGUUAGACCUUGGCCACUAAACAAGGAGAAGAUUAGCCCAAUGAGAAGAUUCAGAUGGAUGUUAAGCAAUCUUCCAGAGGAUCUGUUAGCAGAAUUGCUGGUGAGGUUCCCUGCAAAAACACUGUUGCAGCUUAGGCUGGUUUCGAAACCAUGGAAAUCUCUGAUUGAUAGCAAUAGUUUCGAAUUACAGCACUUGACCCAAGGCCAAUCUUCUCCGCCGCUCCCAUACAGGCCCCUUAAGUUAAUGUUCAAGGGUGUUAUUGGUGGAAGCUACACGGAACUAGGUCAUCGUAUUUAUAGUGCUGGGGAAUUCGACUCACCGGAAAACACGAUAAAUUCUAAAGUGGAUAUCAGUUUCCCUUUUAUUAUGAACCCCGCUGAUCUGAGCAGAACUAAUCUGGUCCUUGGAAUCAGUGCUUCUUGCAACGAGUUGAUUUGUAUGAGUAAUUAUAAGAGUUACCGCGACUCUAUGUUUCGAGUUGUGUUAUGGAAUCCAAGUACUAAUGAUUACUGGAUGUUGCCUGAUUCCCCUGUUUCACUCCAUCGCUACCAUAAUUCCAAGAAGCAUGACCACAUUGAAAUAAUUUAUGGUUUUGGGUACGAUGAAGCUUGUGACGAUUACAAGGUGGUGAGAGUGGUUCAAAUUACCCACAUUCAGAUUCCUUAUGAUAAUCAUCACAGAACAAGAAGUCUCGUUGAGCAAGAGAUCAAAUUUUAUAGCCUGAAAUCAGAUUCUUGGAGGAGUCUUAUGAUGAGGAGUGGUCAGAUCAACCAUGCUCUACAUUGGGUCAUUCGAGGAAGGGAGCGAGGAGGGAAGCACUAUGAUGAUGCCGACUCCUAUUCAAUCGCGGCGCUCGACCUCAGAAACGACAAGUUUCUUCUUGUUCCUUCGCCUCCUUGUGGUGUUCGUUCUGAUUAUUAUGAUGUUUUACGCCUAAAGAAUUAUCCCAGGCAGGCAUUUGGGGUUUUGGAUGGCUGUCUUAGCAUCAUAUACCAGUCUAGACGAGGGACUGGUCGUAAUUAUUUGUGGACAAUGAAGGAGUAUGGUGCAAAAGAUUCUUGGACAAUGUAUAAUGUUGGAUGUGAAUAUUCAAUUCCACGGCACAUGUUUGGUUAUGCAUAUAAAUAUGGCGGGAGUGGGGGGAAUGCGGAUAGGAAACUGCUUUUAGCGGAUUUUAAAGGACUUGUAUGGUGCGAUGUCGAUGACGCCAUCGAUAAGCAAUCUGUUGAGGAAGAAGAUCAUCAGAGGAAAAGCAACGAGCCCAUCACUCUCAAUCCAGUCGAUGAAUAUUAUCGUAUGAGCAAGAUCGACGGCGGAUGCAUCUAUAGUGACAGCCUUGUUAGACCUUGGCCUCCUUGUGCUCACAUUGAAAGGAAGACCUUGGCCUCCUUGUGCUCAAAUAAUUGA
Oldenlandia corymbosa var. corymbosa is the source of this 3042-nucleotide messenger RNA. The record is from the annotation of a GenBank genome assembly. Lineage: Eukaryota; Viridiplantae; Streptophyta; Magnoliopsida; Gentianales; Rubiaceae.